Molecule: messenger RNA, 1494 nt
Organism: Mesorhabditis spiculigera
Lineage: Eukaryota; Metazoa; Nematoda; Chromadorea; Rhabditida; Rhabditidae
Source: the annotation of a GenBank genome assembly
AUGUUCGCCGAUGCGGUGUACAACGUUUCCGAUUUCGACUUGCGCCCUGGGUUCUAUAUAAAGGCAAUGAACACGCUGGCCUGCCUGGGGCUGCCGUUCAACCUGCUCGGACUGUACGCCAUUAUUCGGCACUCGCCCGAGCAUCUACAACGCAUACGAUGGCAGUUAGCAAAUGCUCAGUUUUGGGCCCUAUUUCAAGACUUUCUACUUGGCUUCUGCGUGACACCGGUCGUUUUUCUGCCCCUUCCGGCUGGGUAUACUGCCGGGCUUUUCGCCCAGCUCGGCAUCACCACCGAGCUCCAGUUUGGAAUGGUGGUCGCGGUGAUGGCAAUCUCCUGCUCGGCCAGCACGCACCUCGGGCUCUACCACUGGCAACUCGUGCUCCCCAACGGCCAUGCUUGUAAACUGCCCUCAAAGUUGAAGACGAUGGAAGUCGGCCUGGAAAUGCGGCGCCCCGAGCCCGCUGUCUCGCCGAAUUUCGGACAACUCCUACAAAGUGACGGUGAUACACCAACAAAACGCUACCGCGCCCCGCCACCCGCACGUCCGCUCAGCAACUGGCUGCCCGGCCGCCUGCCGCCGCAUCUACGUGACGACGAGGAAACGAUACGCCGCCUCGAGGCCAGCCUCAGCCCCCCGGAUCUGCCGAAGGAGAAUCGGUUACCGAAACGGGGCGAAAAACUAGACCAUCUACUCACGCCCGACAGCGAUGUCUCCACGAUCGAUUUCAACAUCCAUGCGGAUUGCAAGCCGAACAAUUCUGACGUACAAGACUUCGACUUACGCGCGUUGAUCCGCGCAAAGCGACAUGUAACCCGGCGGCCGGCAGCGAAAAUGUACAAAACGGUUCGGAAGCCACAUCCUGCGUUUUUGGGCAAGCGGCGGAUAACGUUGGCUACGUGCCCGAGCAGUCAGGUGAAAUACAUCCACCCUGCCCUCCACUCGCUACUACCGCAAAUCCCGCGAUUCAAGCGGAUACUCGGACGUCCAAAAAGCCCGGCAAAAAUGCUGAAGCGAGCCCGGCGCGCCCUGCCGUUGCCCCGCGUGCUGCCCUACUACUGCAAAAACUGCCGGCUCAACACGCUCUCGCUCACCCACAUCAUCCACCACAACUGCGUCAAGCAACGCGUGUACAACCAGCCAGGCCAUGUUGUUCAACAGCAACGCAUCAUCUUGGGCCACCGUUGCAAGGCGAAUGGAUGGAUGGCGUUGUUGGAGCAGAGCACGAAGCCGCAGCGCUUUCAUCUACACACUUAUAGAAUCGACGAUGAUAUGGACCCAAUCUACCGAGGGCCUCGCACAGUGCCUCCAAGGUUUCCAACACCGAAAAAGGAGCGAGAAGCCGCGUCUAACGAGCCGAUACCAGACUCCAUCAAAAUCCCGGCCCACUGCAUGUGCGCGACGUGUGGCUGCGAGUUCGAGACGCACGAGUAUUUCGAUCAUCUGGCCAGGGAGCCGAAAUGUUUAGCCGCCCGUCGGCCACCGAUUCCUAUA